AUGAGCCAGCUGCGAGCCAGCAAGCCAGGACUCCUCGCAUGCACGGUAAUCUGCGUUCUCGGUUUUCUUUACUUGAGAAACCCCGAGGAGCCCGGGGAGGAGCCCGAGUACCCAGAGGUGGCAGAGUGUGGCUUCUAUCCUGACGAACUGUGUGCAGCGCUAUCUGAAGGGAAAGGGGCGGCCCCCCAAAUUGCAGCGCUCUGCAAACCCCCUCGCGGGACUGGAAUACCCGCCUACUUACGCGCUCCAGGAAACUGCUCUCGGGUGACCCAGGGGCUGCGCUUCCUAACCAGACCCCUGUCCGCAGAGGAGGCCAACUUCUCCUUGGCGUACAUUGUAACUCCUCCCCAGGAGCUGGCCAUGUUUGUGCGGCUUCUCAGGGCUAUUUACGCACCUCAAAAUGUUUACUGCAUUCAAGUGGACAGAAAGGCCCCGAGGAAGUUCAGGAGUGCUGUGAAAACCCUGGCCGGCUGCUUCGAGAACGUCUUCGUUUCCUCUAAGACGCGGAAAGCGGCCUCGGCUGCCCUUACGAGGCUCCAGGCAGACAUUAACUGUAUGGAAGAUCUAGUCCAUUCCAGAUUCCCAUGGAAAUAUGUCAUUAAUCUCUGUGGGGAAGAUUUCCCAAUCAAAACCAAUAAAGAAAUCAUACACUACAUCAGGAGCAAAUGGAACAAUAAAAACAUCACUCCUGGAGUUAUCCAACCAUCAAAUACUAAAUUCAAGGCAAGUCAAAGUGACCCUGAGUCCAGCCUGACAGGAAGUGUCUACGUGUCACCAAACGAAGGAUUCAAACACGAGCCACCUCAUAACCUGACAGUCUACUUUGGAAGCGCUUACUACGUACUCACAAGGAAGUUUGUGGACUUUGUACUGACUGACAUCCGAGCAAAAGACAUGCUCCGGUGGUCGGGGGACCUCCGCUGCCCCGAGCGGCACUACUGGGUGACCCUGAACCGACUGAGAGAUGCUCCGGGCGCCACACCAGACGCUGGCUGGGCAGGAGACAUCCGUGCCGUGAAGUGGAGAACGGAGGAAGGGAAGGCGCACGAUGGAUGCAAAGGGCACUACGUGCAGGACACCUGCGUGUACGGCCUGGGAGACCUGCCGUGGAUCAUUCGGUCAGCUUCCUUGUUUGCCAACAGAUUUGAGCGCUCGGCAGACCCCCUCGUGGUCACAUGCCUGGAGAGGCAGCACAGACGGAAGGCCCUGCAGCAGGCGGAAGUCGCCACAGAAGCGCACUGGCAUUUCCCACAGCAAAGCCACUUCAGCACCAGGCCGCACCACUGAGGGCUCUGCAGCCUCAUGGGCACCCUCCCACCUGCUGGGCCGAAGCCACGCAGCAUGAGACCAAGGGAGGGGCGAUGGACGGUACUUCCUGGACACAGAUCGCCCGGAAGUGAACUCAGAAACACGCUAUCAACAAGCCUUUGCUGACGAUGGCUUUCCAGCUCUGGGACGAAACCACAGAACAGUAACUGCAGCAGCUACUGGUGAGGCCAGCUGCCCCAGCACUCCUGGAAACCAAGUGCAUAACCCAGGGUCACGCUGGGUUGUAAACAAUGCGUUUUGGUUUGAGGGCCUGGAGAGUCCUGUGUAUGAGAUACUAAUAAAGACCAAACUCUUAACUGGG
Messenger RNA from Cavia porcellus (domestic guinea pig), 1630 nucleotides. RefSeq names its product beta-1,3-galactosyl-O-glycosyl-glycoprotein beta-1,6-N-acetylglucosaminyltransferase 7. NCBI's taxonomy places the organism in Eukaryota, Metazoa, Chordata, Mammalia, Rodentia, Caviidae. The transcript has 3 exons. Gene Ontology annotation, cellular component: membrane. Bases 1 to 1287 code for a protein of 428 amino acids. The record is from RefSeq and is a predicted model, not a curated record. Gene Ontology annotation, molecular function: acetylglucosaminyltransferase activity.